Messenger RNA from Acipenser ruthenus (sterlet), 1401 nucleotides. Its product is annotated as T-cell immunoglobulin and mucin domain-containing protein 4-like. The coding region runs from base 588 to 1361 and encodes 257 amino acids. The record is from RefSeq and is a predicted model, not a curated record. NCBI's taxonomy places the organism in Eukaryota, Metazoa, Chordata, Actinopteri, Acipenseriformes, Acipenseridae. The transcript has 7 exons.
UAGAAGAUAGGAUUCAAUUAGGAAAGAGGUUCGGUUAGUAACCUUAGUGGUUUACAUGGAUCUGUCUGUUCUUCUACUCAUAACAGUAGGCAGCUGUAUGCUGCCAAAAUAAAUGCUGUCAACUACAGUUUAAUGUGCAGUAGUUUUGCUGUGCUGUGGCUCAAAUGAAAUGGUUAAACACCUUAUGUGAUUUCAUAAAUGUGAACAGCAGCAGGAGACCCUGCAAAACAACUUGAAGAAUUAAAAAAAAACUAAGUUGUUAAAAUUAGCAGUAUGGAAAUCCACUUCUCUUUUUAUCUGUUCCAUUUUUCGUUUUCGGAACAUGUGAUUCUUCAUUUGCAAGAAACAGCAGGCUAGUUCUGUAAGUGUCCACCCCUUGCUAAACAAAGUUAUUAACCAACAUUUUGUCAGAACAUAAAAAUAUAAAAGGAAGUCACGUGCCAAACAAAAGCCCAGAGAAAGCCACAGAGUGAGAGCCGAGCUGGAGCUCACAUCAGCUCUCAUAGCUUGUGGACUAUCAGUGAUUCAACUGCAAACGGUAUGUUAAUGAUCAGUAGGAAUCCAUCAGUCUGUUUUCUUGAUUCAAAAUGAAGAUGCUCUUCAGUUACGAUUCAUUGUGUUGGCUCCUUUUAGUCCCGAUGCAAGUGACUUUUAACUCAGCCCAGAAGGUCAGUGGAAUGCUUGGACAGAACGUGACUGUGCCGUGCAUAUACUCUGUUGAGGGUCGUGUCAUGGAAAUGUGCUGGGGUCGAGGAGAAUGCCCUUAUUCUAAGUGCACACAAACAAUUAUUUCAAGUGAUGGAAACAGAGUGAACUAUAAAAAAUCAGACAAGUACGGUUUAUUUGGUAAUUUACAGGAAGGCGAUGUCUCUCUGACUAUACUACACCCCAGUGAAGAAGACAGUGGGACAUACUGCUGCCGUAUGGAAAUACCAGGAUGGUUUAACGACCACAGACAUAAUACACAGCUGAUCAUUGAGAAAGCUCCUGCUACAACCACAUCUAAACCAGUCACUGCUCGGGGGGCUGACACUGUGAACACCUCGAAAGGUCAAAUAACCACAGGCUUUUGGAAUGAUACUGAUUCUACAUCAAAUCACAUUACAUCUUCAGAGCAGGACCCUAAUUCCACACAAACAACCACGGCUCAAAGUAAAGCUCCUCUUGGGAUUGGGGUAUCAGUUAUGCUUCUCCUGCUUUUAUUGGCUGUUUUGUGUUUACUCUUCAUUUUUAAAAAUAAAUGUCUGCAAAAAUGUCAAAAACUAGAAUCCAAAACCAUCCAGGAACUGCAAAUCAGAACAAACGUGGAUGAGAACAUUUACACCACCGAAGAACAAACCGAUUAUGAAGUGUGCCCCUAAUGGUAGCCAAAGAAGAAGCAGGAGACCACGAAGUCUUCAC